Molecule: messenger RNA, 1322 nt
Organism: Spodoptera frugiperda (fall armyworm)
Lineage: Eukaryota; Metazoa; Arthropoda; Insecta; Lepidoptera; Noctuidae
Gene: AIMP1
Product: aminoacyl tRNA synthase complex-interacting multifunctional protein 1
Exons: 3
Coding region: 76-963 (295 amino acids)
Molecular function (GO): tRNA binding
Source: RefSeq, a predicted model, not a curated record
UCUUAAAAAAAGAGAGGAGCGGCCUUUUGAUUAAGUUAACCUUAACUAAAAAUCUAGGUUAGAAAAAUAAACUUGAUGAUUGCGUGUACGUUAUUAAAAAGAACUAUGUCUCAAAGCAUUGGAAAUAGAAUUCUAAAUAACGCUGAAAUAGCUGAAAAGAAACUAGCACAAUUAAGGACAAAGCUAGAUGAAAUUAAGAAAAUCAAGGUUGAGGAAAAAAUACAGGCACUUACAGAGGAGAACAAAGAUUUAGCUGCCAAAGUAGAAGCUGCUAAAUCCAAUUUAAUAAGAUUAGAAACAUUGAAUGGUAAAAAGCAAUACGCCAUACCAGGCAAAGAAUCAGUUGCACCUGUUGAAAAUGUUAAGACAGAAGAUGCACCAGUUAAAUCUGAAAAACAAGCUGCUACAAAGAAGGCAAAGGAAGCUGUUAAGAAACCAAAAGAGAAAUCAGAGCCUGCUGGUGAUUCUAUCAUAGAUGUCAGGAAGUUAGAUUUUAGAAUUGGAAAAAUUAUUGAUGUGAACAAACAUCCUGAUGCCGACACAUUGUAUGUUGAGAAGAUUGACUGUGGGGAGGAUAAACCCCGAACUGUUGUCUCUGGUCUUGUAAAUCAUGUACCGAUAGAUGAAAUGCGUGAUAGAAUUGUUAUGAUACUAGCUAACUUAAAACCAGUAAAGAUGAGGGGAGUUACUUCAGAAGCAAUGGUAAUGUGUGCAUCAUCCCCUGAAAAGGUUGAAAUUCUCACCCCACCACAGGGAGCUGUACCUGGUGACUUGGUAGAGUGUGAAGGUUACCCUCGAGAGCCAGAAGCUGUACUUAAUCCUAAGAAAAAAAUAUUUGAAACCUGUGCUCCUGACCUCUUAACAAAUGAUGACAAAGUUGCAUGCUAUAAAGGAGCCCCUCUAGUUGUCCCUGGAAAGGGAGCAGUAGUAGCACCAACAUUAAAAGGAGUUAAUGUUAAAUAGAUAUUUUAUUAAGUUUGGUAUAUUUAAGGUAAUGCAAGAGAUUUUAAUAACAGUUUUUUGAUAUUCCACUGCCAAGCAUAACUGAUUCUCACAAUUUUUUAAUUAUCAUCUGCUUACACUACUUGUCUAAUUAGUCAGUAUCAGUGCCAUUUGAAAUCGGCAGCAGUGACCUAUUGUAGUAACUUAUUGUAUAUUUAUUAUAACCAUUUUAUUUUAUAUAAUAUGAAGUGUAGUACAGUGUGUUUAGGUGAUCAAUUUGCUUAAACCUUAACCAGAUUAAACCUAACCCUAAUCAGAUGUCUUCUUAAUUCAAGUUGUUAAACCAAAUGAGUUUUGAAUACACUUUAUUACAUCAAAAA